GAGAGAGUUUGGUGGUCGAGGUGGUGGUGGUGGUGUCUUCCGAGAGGAAGGGAGAGGGAGAGAGAGCGAGGGAGAGGAAGAGAGGGAGAGCGUAGUGGCGAGUCAGAGGAAGAAGUGGUGAAGGAACAGGCCAGGACGAACGAACGGGAGGGAAGGAGCGAGCGAGAGAGAGAGCGAGAGGAGAAGAAGAAGAAGAGUAUUUUGUGGUUUAAAUUCUUAAUUUGUUUUUCAGGGCAAGUGCUGCUGCUGCUUGCUGCUGCUGCUUUUUGCUGUGCGUCCGUCUCAUUGCGCUCCGCUCGCAUCGCAUCGCAUCGGGUUGCUUGGAAGCAAGUAAGCGAGCAAGCUAGUAAGCAGACAGGCAGGCAGGCAGGGGACGCACGCAGGCAGGCAGGGCACGAGAGAGCGACAGGCGCAUCCGAACGAGAGUGCAAGUGAGUGAGUGAGUGAGUGGGUCAGUGAGCGAGUGAGCGAGUGAGCGACCGCGAGCGAGAGGGAAGCAGCGAGCGGAAGAGCAAAGCGAGCGAGGGAGCAACGUGAAAGGAAGGACAUCGCUCGCACCGUCGUCUCAGCGCGGGCACUCGGAGGGACGAGGAAGAGGAAGAGGAAGAGGACGAGGAGGAGGAAGAGGAGGAAGGAGGAGGAGGUGGUGGUGGGGAAGGAGAAGGUGGUGUUGGUGGUUUUGGCAUCUGCGCUGCUGAGGAGAGUUGUGUCAUCAUCUGUCUCGAGGAUAACGACUUUAGGGCACGAGGAGUAAGGAGGAAGAGGAGUGUUGUUGUGGUGGUGAGUGAGAGCGGAGCCAGAGUCGUCGUGGUUGUGGUCGUGCAUCUCUUCAUCGUAUCUGAUAGGUUACGGAGAUUGGAGGAAGACGAGAGGGGGAUUGAGUAGCCUUGGUUUAGUAGGCUUGCGGGAUCGAUAAAGGCCCGAGGGUCGGGUCGGUAAAAAGAUUGGUGACCGUGUGCAUCUGUAAGAGGCGUCUUGCGAAUCUUGGCUAAUUCACAAUCUGUGAACAAUAUAAGAGUGUGUAUGUGUGUUUUUCGGGAUCGACAGGGGGGCGGGGGGGUGGGGCGAGGGCCCCGGAUGGCAAGGGCAGCAUUUCCUGUUCAUAACCAGCAGGGUUUUAUGAAGCUGGCGUGAAAGCCGAGGAGCGAGGUGCAUGCUGAAGAAAGUGUUUAGGAAGGCAUAGCUUGGUUGUGCGAUGAGGCGAGUGUAGUUUAUCAUGUAUUCUUGCCCCGUUGCGCGCAGAUCUGUGUCACUGCAAUUGGCGCGAGCGGCAUGAUCGCGCGGUUUGUCGUACGAGGCUGUGGUUCUGUCGGACCUAGGCUACUUCCUUGCGCUGCCAACGCGAGAAGUCUGGACCGGGACCAGGACUAGGGCGGUGAUUCUGCUUCGUCGUCAAUAUGGCUCGCUACUGAGGUUUCCGGCGCGUGUAUGGACAGAAUCAGCGAGCGGUAGGGUACCUUGCUCGACUUUGAUGCUAAUUUCUGCCCUAUUGCAAAUGCAUUGGCGGCUGCUGGUGCGGCCGAAGAGAAAGGGAGAGUGCUGGUAGAAAAACAGGUACAGGCGUGUGCUGGCCACACUUAGGAUACCGAGAAGAGAGAGGCGGUGUGGCAAGGGUAGGCGCCGAGGUAUGAUUAACAAAUUGUCGAAGCGCCUGUCUAUUCGCACCAAACAGGCUGCCAAGCCUGAACCUCAUGAGCCAGGAUCCGCAGGAGCCCCGACUUCUGGAGGGGGAGGAGCCGCUGCGCCCACCCCGGCACCAGCUGCGGCUGCCACUCCUGCUACUGGCCCUAAUCCACGCGGGGUAACGGCUCCAGCCACCGGAGCGAGAGCGCCUCCAGCACCUAGCCGGACCAGCAACGUCGCCACGCCGGCCCCUGCAGGCCGAGUCGGACAGGGCAAGGAUAAGAUGUCGCCCACCUUAACUCUCAACAAUGGUCCCGGUCCCUUUUUUGAGCCUUUGCCUGCUUUUAGAGAUCUACCCAGUGCCGACAGACAGAAUCUGUUCAUCAAAAAGCUCAAUCUUUGCUGCUAUACGUUCGACUUCACUGACCCGACCAAGAAUGUCAAGGAGAAAGAGACUAAGCGUCAAACUCUUCUGGAGCUGGUGGAGUAUGUGACUUCGGGGACAGGAAAGUUCACUGAAGCUGUGUUUGAGGAUAUCACUAAAAUGCUGGUAACGAACCUAUUUCGUACUUUGCCCCCUUCUUCUCACGAGAACACAGGAACCGAAAACUUCGACCCCGAAGAGGAAGAGCCUACCAUGGAACCGGCGUGGCCCCAUCUUCAAAUCGUGUACGAGUUUCUUUUGCGCUACAUUGUGUCGUCUGAGACUGAUGCAAAGCUGGCAAAGAGAUACAUUGAUCACUCUUUUGUCCUCAGACUGCUAGACCUAUUUGACUCAGAGGAUCCGAGGGAGAGAGAAUACUUGAAAACAAUAUUGCACCGCAUUUAUGGUAAGUUUAUGGUACAUCGUCCAUUUAUACGCAAGGCCAUCAAUAAUAUCUUUUAUCGUUUCAUAUUUGAAACAGAAAAGCACAAUGGGAUAGCCGAGCUACUCGAAAUCCUAGGAAGUAUUAUUAAUGGAUUUGCUCUUCCUCUCAAAGAGGAGCACAAGCUGUUUCUAGUGCGGGCCUUGAUUCCCUUGCACAAGCCGAAGUGCGUGUCGAUGUAUCAUCAGCAGCUCUCUUACUGUAUAACUCAAUUUGUGGAGAAAGACUUCAAACUGGCAGACACUGUCAUCAGAGGCCUGCUGAAGUACUGGCCAGUCACCAACAGCCAGAAAGAAGUUUUGUUCUUGGGAGAGCUGGAGGAGGUUCUGGAGGCCACUCAGGCAGCCGAGUUUCAACGCUGCAUGGUUCCCUUAUUUCGACAAAUUGGCCGAUGUCUUAACAGCGCACAUUUUCAGGUGGCAGAACGGGCUCUGUUUUUGUGGAAUAAUGAUCACAUUGUGAGCCUGGUUGCACAAAACAGGCAGGUAGUGCUACCCCUCAUUUUUUCUGCACUAGAAAGAAACACCAGGAGUCAUUGGAAUCAAGCAGUACACGGGCUUACUUUGAACGUGAGGAAGAUGUUUUUGGAGAUGGACCAGGAUCUUUUCCAGGAAUGCCAGCGAAAGUUUCAAGAGGAUGAAGCCAAAGCAAAGGAUUUAGAAGAGAAGCGGGAGAGUACUUGGACCCGUUUGGAGGCAGCUGCUACUUCUAGACCUUUAAGUUCGGAGGCAAUGUUGGGUUCACAAGGCCUAAACAACAAUCUUGCAUAUGGCAACAGGGCAAUGGAUGGAGAAAGUCAAUAAUCACACGGUGCCUGCCACAAAUAGCCGAACGGAAUUAAGCUCUACUAGUCCACUUCCGACAAACGCGGUAUUCAGCGAAUGUGCCAGAGCAUACCUUCACAAUCGGACUGCUGGUGGUUUAGGUUAAAGCGGUGUCGAACUCCUUGCUGAUGUCUACAUAGGUUGUCGUGAUGGGCGAGUCCACGCGGAGCUCAACUUUACAUACGGUCUCGCGCAACAUGGAUGCUAUUGCUAAGAGGGUCAUUCCGCCUGACCUAGUCCCUUCGCCUGACUUCUAUAUAUCUUAUAUUUAAGUAUCUUGUGCUACCACUACAUGUCAAGUUGUCCGCACAAAUAGGAACUGACGUGCCGUGCCUAUCUCCGGGAGCUGGACUAGUCUAGUCAGCGGAGAGCUUUCAAUACGACACUGGCAGUCAAUGGGGUAGUGAGUACGUCUGCCCACGUAGAAUAACUGGCUCGAGCGAAUAGGCUUCGGUGCUUUUGACGGUAGGUCUAUCUGAAGAUAAUUAUUCGGACUAGAUUUCUUUGUAUCGUAUCAUCCUUGUCGAGAUGUCUGAAGUCAAUUGCGUACCACCAAUCGCGCUGAACGAGCUCCGAAAUGUUUUGUUCAGAACGGGUCUGAUCCGGAGCUGAUAUUUUCAGGGUUAGUGUAGUUUGUUGAGCAUAUCUGCCCAGUACUAUAGUCUUGGCUUGUCUGAAACGUACAAACAUAUUUUCAAGGAAUGGAGAUGGCAUGCUGCUCUUUCUCAAACACUUUC
Messenger RNA from Marchantia polymorpha subsp. ruderalis, 4050 nucleotides. The record is from the annotation of a GenBank genome assembly. NCBI's taxonomy places the organism in Eukaryota, Viridiplantae, Streptophyta, Marchantiopsida, Marchantiales, Marchantiaceae.